Molecule: messenger RNA, 426 nt
Organism: Penicillium oxalicum
Lineage: Eukaryota; Fungi; Ascomycota; Eurotiomycetes; Eurotiales; Aspergillaceae
Product: phosphatase YCH1
Exons: 2
Coding region: 1-426 (141 amino acids)
Cellular component (GO): cytoplasm; nucleus
Molecular function (GO): protein tyrosine phosphatase activity
Source: RefSeq, a predicted model, not a curated record
AUGUCUUCCAUCUCAAUCGCAACUCUACCACGCAUGAACCGCGAUGCUCUCUCGGCACUCCUCCUUAAAGGCAUUUCAGCCGACAAACUAGCAAUCGUGGAUGUUCGAGACUCGGAUCAUAUUGGUGGACACAUCAAGUCCUCAACGUGGGUACCCAGCUCCAGCCUAGACGUGCGUCUGCCCGAACUUCUUCGCACUCUCAAGGACAUGGACACGGUAGUCUUCCACUGUGCUCUCAGCCAGCAGCGUGGCCCGUCUGCAGCUCUUCGCUACCUGCGAGAACGUGAGCGUAUUCUGGGAGAGGAAGAAUGCAAGAAGCAGGAGGUUUAUGUGUUAGAAGGUGGCUUCGUGCAGUGGCAGGACAAGUAUGGGAAUGAUGAGAGGUUGACUGAGGCCUAUGUUGCUGAUAUCUGGAGGGAAUAUUAA